Messenger RNA from Calypte anna (Anna's hummingbird), 5699 nucleotides. RefSeq names its product ring finger protein 144A (gene RNF144A). The record is from RefSeq and is a predicted model, not a curated record. Gene Ontology annotation, biological process: ubiquitin-dependent protein catabolic process; positive regulation of proteasomal ubiquitin-dependent protein catabolic process; protein polyubiquitination. The transcript is spliced from 9 exons. Lineage: Eukaryota; Metazoa; Chordata; Aves; Apodiformes; Trochilidae. Gene Ontology annotation, cellular component: ubiquitin ligase complex; Golgi apparatus; cytoplasm. The coding region runs from base 368 to 1246 and encodes 292 amino acids. Gene Ontology annotation, molecular function: ubiquitin conjugating enzyme binding; zinc ion binding; ubiquitin protein ligase activity.
UGGGGUUUCUCCGCCGAGCCCCGGGACGAGGGUUGUCCCCGCUCCCUGCUGCACCGGGGCACCCACAUCCCUUUACGGCCAGGGCUGUGCCUGGCGCGUCCUCCGCUGGCGGGCUGCGGGCCUCCUCUGAGCGGCGGGCCUCCUGCUGGGGGGGCUGGAAGGGCAGAAGCAAGGCUGCUUCUGAUGCUGGUGGCUCUCUGAUCCCGGGUGGCUGCCCCCGGCACCCAGCGCCAGCCGCUCCGGUGCAUGCCCCUCGCUGCCGAGGCUUGUCUAAUGCUACCUUGAGCCAAAUUCCUAGACUGGUUGGUGCUUUCUCAUGGGAUCCCUGUGACUGACAAAGGAGAGAUUGUUGUGUGACGGUACUGCAAUGACUACAGCAAGAUAUAGGCCUACCUGGGACUUGGUACUUGACCCAUUAGUGUCCUGCAAGCUCUGCCUUGGUGAAUAUCCCGUGGAGCAGAUGACAACAAUAGCACAAUGCCAAUGCAUCUUCUGUACCCUGUGCCUAAAACAGUAUGUGGAACUUCUGAUCAAAGAAGGUCUAGAAACAGCAAUCAGCUGCCCUGAUGCUGCCUGCCCAAAGCGAGGUCAUCUGCAAGAAAAUGAGAUUGAGUGCAUGGUUGCUUCAGAAAUCAUGCAAAGGUAUAAGAAGCUACAGUUUGAAAGAGAAGUGCUUUUGGAUCCGUGUCGGACUUGGUGUCCAUCCUCUACUUGCCAGGCAGUUUGCCAGCUCCAGGAACCAAGCCCACAGGACCCCCAGCUGGUCCAGUGCAAAGCCUGUGACAUUGAGUUCUGCUCUGCUUGCAAAGCUAAUUGGCAUCCAGGUCAAGGCUGUCAAGAGAACAUGCCAAUCUCUUUUCUUCCAGGAGAAACAAGCUCAGUUUUUAAAAUGGAAGAUGAUGAUGCUCCAAUCAAACGCUGUCCAAAAUGUAAAGUUUACAUUGAACGAGAUGAAGGCUGUGCCCAAAUGAUGUGUAAGAACUGCAAGCAUGCCUUUUGCUGGUACUGCCUGGAAUCUCUUGAUGAUGAUUUUCUCCUUAUACAUUAUGACAAGGGACCUUGUCGAAAUAAGUUGGGACACUCCAGAGCAUCUGUUAUCUGGCACAGAACACAGGUGGUAGGAAUUUUUGCAGGAUUUGGUCUUCUACUUUUGGUGGCCUCCCCUUUUCUUCUACUUGCCACACCAUUUGUUCUGUGCUGCAAAUGCAAAUGUAAUAAAGGAGAUGAUGACCCCCUUCCUACCUAGCCUGGGAUGAUUGGACUCAUCACAUCAUGUGUUUUGGUUUUAUUGUUGCUGUUGGUGUUUCCCUUUUUCACUUACAUUGCUGUAGCCUUAUUAGCCCCUCUCUGCUUUUCAUUGACACACAGUCUUGGUUCCAGGAACUGUUGCUACUGCUGUUGAAUAUAUCAAUUAAUAACAGACAAGAAGGGUAAUGGAAGGCAAGUUUGGUGCUAAAGGGAGACCAUGGACCUAGCUAGCUAUCUAAGAGGUGAUACUGCUAAAAAUAAUGCAAAAAAAAGUUCCUGUUGCCCUGCUAGUGGACUGGGAACUGGGCUGAAUGACAUCAGCAAGACAAACUGAAAAUGCAUAUAGAUCUAAACUGUCUACAUAUCCAUUUACUUCAAAAUUUGGUGUCUUAUUCCUGUAUAUAUAUUCAAAUUGCCUUUCAUUUAAAUCAGAUAGUCAACCUAGUGUGAUUUUUGCCAUGUUGUAUAUCUGUUUUUGUUAAAGCCAUCACAAUGUCCUUUUUAGUACCUAUUUUUCCAAGUACUACGAAAUCAAUAAGGUGCAUAUAGGCCAUCCUAUGCCUUUCUUGAAAUUUGAGGAGGGUUAAAAGGACAAAGUUGGUGCUGUUGCCUUCCAGCAUUUUUUUGAAGUCUUACAAGAAAUUUGUUUGAUUGAAAGCUACAUUUAAAAAUGAAUUGAUGAAGCUGUAAGAUUGAGUGGUGACACAAACCUGCUAUCUAAUCAAGGUUCUUUAAACAAUGCAUCAAUGGUGUUGGUUAACUUCUGGACCACUAGUGUUUUUCUGAAUUGUCUUUUGUUUGGGUUUUUUUGCUGUUUAGGGUUCUGCUACAGUUACAGGGCUACGUAACUUCUAAUCCAGGUAUCUUAGUCUUUUUUAUAUAGAGAGAGAUAUAUAAUCCUAUUUAAACCAAAUGUGUAAAUAGCUGUGCUAUUGAAAUAUUUUGGAAGUUCAAGAUAGCUUGCUUCUGUCUUUAGGGCAAUUACUAAAAAAUGCAAGACUAACUUUACUAUUUAGGAGACUUCGGUUAUCAAUGAAUCUUCCCUUUUAAGUAGAAAUAUAUAUUAGGGUCAUCCCUGUAGUUAACUAAAAUGCCUGGGAUAUUUGUGAAAAUUGUACUUUAAAUUUAAACUAUUUAUCCCAUUUUCAGCGUCAAUAUCAUAUGAUGUGUGGUGUGUGCUGUUAAUAACUAUGCUGUGACAAAGUAUUUCUAUUUGAAAAAUAAUCACUUGAUUUAAUAGUUUUGUGGAAUGCACAGUGCUGUGUUUCCAGGGUAGAGAAGUGUGCUAGUGAACAUACUGUUAAUCAUUCUAGUUUCUCUUUAGAAAUAUUUUGUUGAAAACCAUUUUGCUCUGAUUGCAAAGCCUACAAGAAGUUGACUAAUAACUUCCCACCAUGAAACAUCUGAACAAAAUGGGUAUGUUUGUGUGUAGUACUGAAGGAAAACAUUCUUUUGAAUGUCUUGUGGACUGAGGUUUGACUGUUUAACUGUUUUUUUCAUCCAUAUUUCUUUCUGUGUAUUAUUGGUUUACUGACAUGGAUUAAAAUGUUGAGGCCAGGAUAAUUUUGCACUGAAAAUGUAUCAAGACCCUUAAAUGCAACUUCUUCUGGCUGUUGUCACAGACUGGAAAAAUGUUUUCAUAGCUCAAGCAUAAGGAAAUUUCUUGUUUCUUUAUUAUCUUUCAUUUUAUACUGUCUAUCUGCUAAAUAAAAAGACCGUGGGGUACAAUUUUGAAAAGGGCCACUGUCUUUUUAUUAAACUAUUAAUGAAUUCCUUCUCCUUCACUUCUUCCAAGUUUAAUAGUAUCCAAACUGAAACUGUAGCUAUAGCUUUUAGCUCCAGGAGCUGGGGGUUAUUUACAAUUUGCUUAUUUGUCUUGAUUUUAAUGAGUUCAGAUGUUACAACAUGAAGGGUAGCUGGUUUUCAGCAAGUCUGAACUCCCUGUGAUAUCUUCAGAUAGUUUCUGGCAGUGCAGAACUGAGUCCAGCAAGCAGUGGUUCUCUCCCUCCAGCCCCGACAAGAGUCCCAGUGGUACCCUGAGCCCAGCACCUGCCCACUUCCAUGGGCAGAAGUAGUGAAAACCAAUCUUAGAAGGACAGUUCCCUGCAGGUAAGCUUGAACUGUGGCCUUUUCAUCCUUGGCCCCGUAAUUUAACUGGAGGGGAAAAAAAAAAAAAAAAAACAAAACCAAGGCACUGGACAACAGGAUGUAAAGAUUUAAUGGGUUGUUAAUUUUCUAAUUGGGAGCAUUAAGGGAUUUUGCUAUAUGCAGCAGUGGUUCUGAUGACAGAUCUCUACUGCUGGGGUGAGAAAUAGCAGAGGUGCAGUUGUCUGUUUGCAGUACCAGAGUGUCCUGAUAUGAGGUUUAUUUUCUCUGUGCCUUUCUUAGAGACAACAUUUCUGUGGCAAUAUAGUUGAGUUUUGCACCAUACUGUGUGGCCAGUUAAUAAUCAAUGACAAAAUUAAUGCAUUUCCAGAUUUGAAAGAAGUCCUUCACAAAUACAGAUGGUUUUAAAUGACAUUUCAUAAUCGAUGCUCACAGGUAGCACUAUUUAUAAUCGGAAAACUGUGUACUUCCACCAGUAUAUGUCUCUCUCUAUGGUCUCAACAUACUUGAAUUGCUACUAGAGAGUUUUAUGACAUACCUAGUUUCACAUCCUGGCUGUUAGGAUAGACCAUAUUCCUGCAUAUAUUUACCAAAUACCUAAUCCUUUCAGGUUUCUUAAAUGUCAUUCCAUCUUAUUCUUUAUUUGGUGCUUUGUUUCUUUGUUGUUGUUUUUUUUAAAAAAUUUUAAAAUACUGUUUUGUUUCAUAUGUAGUAACAGCUUAACUAUUGGAACUCGAUACAUGGUGAUGUAUUGAGUCUGGGGCAUUUUCAUGUUACAGGUCAUGUUGAUAGUGUGACAUUUAAUACCCUGAAACUGAAUUGUAAAUACAUUAUUUUAAACUCUGAAAUUGAAACUCCCUGCGAUGGAAAAGUGAACGUUUGCGGCUUUUCAGAUGAAUUUCUGUAACAAAAGCUUUGGCUUUUUAGACUUUUAUCAGCAAAAUAAGAUUCACUGCAUGAGUUCUGUUGCAGUUUUAUGGCUACUCUGGCUUUUUGCCUUGUCUUAAUGCUGGUUUGAAUGGAGUUUGUAACAGUACUUCAUUUGCAUGUUCUGGUGGGGUCAAGUGAUGUCCUGUCUAGCGAGCAUGAGACUGAGUGUAGAGUCCAGACUCCAGACGUUUGCAUCUCCCUGGAUUUGCCAUUCAUGUGUUGAGCUGAAUACAGUUCUGAGAGAGAUCAGCAGCACAGCCUGCACCCACCUUCACUGGCAAUAGUUUUGGGUUUGGACAAGUUGCUUAUCUCCUCUCAUCUCAAUUUAACCAUCCUUUAAAUGGAUGGCCCAAUGUUUACCUACCUCACAGGAGGGCUGUGAGAGCUAAUUCAUUGGUUUUGAGGCUCUUUUAAGAUUCUGUCUUGAAAGACAUAUAUAAAUGCUUACUUCAGUUUUAUGUUAAUAUUUCAAUUUAUUCAUGUUGGCCUUCGUCCUGAAACCUCCUACUACUGACUUUAGCUGGCCGAGAGUUUGGGAUGCUUUCCCCCACACACCAAGCAGCAUAAUCUUUCCUCAAAUACUCUGUCUUAUGAAUUAGACAAAAUCCCAAAUAAGUGCUGACUAGAUCAACUCUCGGCUUACAGUUGAUUUCCUGACAUGCAGGAAACACAAGCAAAAUUGUGAAAAGCUCUCUUGUUCCUGGAGCUGACAGGAUAAAAUAUUCAUAGAUCAGAGAAAGAUGAAGUGCUUUUGAUUUUAAAUUGUUAUAGGCAGGAAAACAAAAAUGAAGUUUAUUGCAUUUCAUCUGUAGAUCUUUUACUAUAUAGGAAUAUAUAUAUUUAAGACACACCAUUCUCAUCUCAGUGAAGUGCAGCAUGCAUAAAACUUUGUGCAGGUUUGCUUUUUUCAAAACCAGAGUUUGUGCAUUUCACAUACAUAAUCUAAAAUCCUGAGCAAAAAUGGUAGAAUCUGGUUGUUGAUGACACUGAUAAUAAAGACAUCAAAAAAGCCUGCAUCAGCUCUUAAUUUCUAAUGCACUUAUACUAAGGCAUGCUCUUUGUGUUUAGAGCCCUGUGGUAUCCAUUAUUGCUUUGAUUUGUAUCUCUCUUAUAAGAAUUCCAGGAACAUUAGGUACAGGUUCAUGGUACAUGACUGAACCUUUCUUUAUCAUUUUAUCAUGGAUGUAUUUUAAACUUGUAUAGGGAUAAGCAUGAAGGAGUCAUGCAUAUGUAUAAAUAAUGUAUUUGACCAGUGUAAAAAUAGUUCUGUUGAUGUAUUUGAAAUGUAAGUACAUUCUGUGCCACUAACACUGUGAUGUAUAAAAGAGCUGUUGAAUGCCUUUUAAUGUUGUGUUUUGUACUUUGAAUCAUAUUGAAGAGUUUAAUUUGUAAUUUCAAUAGAUAUUUUAAAUGAA